This is a messenger RNA of Larimichthys crocea (large yellow croaker), 991 nucleotides long. RefSeq names its product phosphatidylethanolamine binding protein 4 (gene pebp4). The transcript has 7 exons. NCBI's taxonomy places the organism in Eukaryota, Metazoa, Chordata, Actinopteri, Sciaenidae. The record is from RefSeq and is a predicted model, not a curated record. The coding region runs from base 115 to 699 and encodes 194 amino acids.
AGGUUGGUGCACUGACUGCGCAGAGGCAGCAGCAGCAGCAACAACAACUGCGACCUGAAACCAGGAGGAGAGGAAGAAACCUGCAGAAAAACACAAGUGGACGAGCUCUCAGAGAUGGCGAUGUCGGCGCAGUUUGUGGUGUUGUGUGCUUGUCUUUUGGGGUUUUAUCCAAUACCGGAUUCCCUCAGCUCUAAGGAUACAUCUUUCUGUCACGGCGGGCUCGUGGUGAUCUACCCAGGAUUGCACAUUGACAAAUGUCUCGUAAUCCCAAAGGGCGAGAAAGUCAGAGAAAAGGUCAGCACAGUCUGGAAAGCUCCAGAGAUUUCCUUCGCCGGAGCACACAAGAAGACGAUGUAUGUUCUGGUGAUGGUUGAUCCUGACGCACCAAGCCGCACCAAACCAACAUCCGCUUACUGGAGGCACUGGCUGGUCGUGAACAUACAGGGCAAUGCACUCAAGAAAGGAAAGAUACAAGGGACGACACUCACCGACUACUAUCCUCCAAAGCCGCCGCAGGACUCUGGUUUUCACCGCUACCAAUUCAUGUUGUUUGAGCAACUUCCAGAUGUACCAGUGUCACUCACCGAGCGGGAGAAGUCGUCCCGCGGUAAAUGGGAUCUCGAAGCCUUCGUCACUAGGUUUAAUCUGGGAAAGCCUGUGGCCGUGCUGCAGUUUCUCACCCAAAACUACAAAGACUGAAGAUGCUCAGAUGUCUGUAAAAUGUUGUGGGAGAGAAGAAUCUGUCAGUGCAACAAUAGAAAAUAAGAUGUUUCCUCACGUUUCUCGAAUUAUACAGCAUCAGUUCUUCAAAGCUUGCAACAGGUCAGCCCUUUUUGCUUUAUCUUAUCACCUAGUUAGAGAGAGAUUUCCUCUUUGUGUUACAGCAGCUGCUUUCUCUUGAUGUUGCCCUGUAUCUCUUGUCACGUGGUCCGGAGCGAAGGAUUUGGGAGAUAGAUUUUGACCUCACUGGGGAUUUCUUAUUAGUUUCCGA